This is a messenger RNA of Zea mays, 1466 nucleotides long. RefSeq lists its product as uncharacterized. Lineage: Eukaryota; Viridiplantae; Streptophyta; Magnoliopsida; Poales; Poaceae. The record is from RefSeq and is marked provisional. Bases 160 to 1299 code for a protein of 379 amino acids. The transcript is spliced from 2 exons. Gene Ontology annotation, molecular function: protein binding.
CAAUGAUCCAAGCACAAUAAACAAAGAUAGAGGCUGUACAUAUAUACCAAAUCGAACACACGGCAACGGCACACACCGGACACGAAUCGCUAGUAGACACAGCGCACAGCGGCAAGCAAGAAACCAAACAUUCCAGUGCCCUUACCGUUGCAUGCAGCCAUGACGAGGAUGAGCUUGGCGGUGUCGGCGACGUUCUUUGUGCUCGCGGUCGCCUCGGCGGCGCAGCCGGCGCCGAGCAUGCCCCCGCCGGCGGUGGCCGUGAACAGCUCCCGGCUGGAGAAGGCGUACGUGGCGCUGCAGGCGCUGAGGCGCGCCAUCACGGACGACCCCAAGAAGCUGACGGAGAACUGGUGCGGGCCCGACGUGUGCAACUACUUCGGCGUGUACUGCGCGCCGGCGCCCGACGACCCCUGCCAGCGCACCGUGGCCUCCGUGGACCUCAACCACGGCGACCUCGCCGGGACGCUCCCCGAGGAGCUGGGCCUGCUGUCCGACCUCGCCGUCUUCCACCUCAACUCCAACCGCUUCUGCGGCUCCCUCCCCGAGUCGCUCCGGUCCCUGCACCUCCUCCACGAGAUCGAUGUCAGCAACAACAGGCUGUCCGGGCCCUUCCCGUCGCAGCUCCUCUGCCUCCCCAGUGUCCAGUACGUCGACAUCAGGUUUAACAACUUCUGCGGCGAGGUGCCGGCGGCCAUCUUCGACAAGAAGAUCGACGCGCUUUUCAUCAACAACAACCACUUCGAGUUCACGCUGCCGGCCAGCUUCACCAACUCGACGGCGUCGGUGAUCGUGCUGGCGAACCUUCCGCGGGUGAGCGGCUGCCUGCCGAGCAGCAUCGGCGACAUGGCCGGCACGCUCAACGAGCUCAUCCUCCUCAACAGCGGCAUCUCCUCCUGCAUCCCGCCGGAGAUCGGCAAGCUGGACAAGCUCACCGUGCUCGACCUCAGCUUCAACAGCAUCGCCGGCGCGCUGCCGGACACGAUCGGCGGCAUGCGGGCGCUGGAGCAGCUGGACGUCGCGCACAACCGGCUCACCGGCGAGAUCCCCGAGAGCAUCUGCGAGCUGCCGCACCUCAAGAACUUCACCUACUCGUACAACUUCUUCUGCGGCGAGCCACGCCGGUGCCUCGAGGUGCCGCGCGUCGACGACCGGCAGAACUGCAUCGCUGGCCGCCCCGACCAGCGGCCAGGCGAGGAGUGCGUCUCAUUCCUACACCAACCGCAAGUCCACUGCGACGCCCACGGGUGCAUCGCGCCACCACCUCCAGCGGUGCAUGCUCCUCCGCCGCCUGUAUACUGAAUUACUGAUCAGUGGUAACUUGUAAAUGUUUCCUGCUCCUGCCUCGUGGUGUGAAAACUUGGAGGGUAAACGCAUACACAUGGUAUAUACUGUAAUUUUUAUUCAUCAGCAGAAGAGAGUAAUAAUGGAUUCAUAGAUUUACAUUACGAAAAUGCUUCGCUAUUCUG